AUGUUGUACUGGACUGUACUGCCUGAUUGGAAAGUAUUGCUGUUGGUGACACUUCUAUGGGACUGCGUCUGUGCUGAGGAACUGAAGCCCACGAGAUGGCCACUGUAUCCCCAAAAGCCUCUGGUCCUGGCCUGGAAUGCUCCGACAGAGGACUGCAGCCCACGGCACGGUAUUAAAUUUCAGCUGGAGCAGUUCCAGAUUGUGGCGUCGCCUAACAAAGGCUUUGUCCGCCAGAACCUCACCAUAUUUUACAAGGACCGCUUGGGGUUGUACCCAUACUAUGAUGAGCAUGAUGGUACUGCCAGGAACGGUGGACUCCCGCAGGUUGCCAGUCUCACUCAGCACCUGGAGAAGAUGCCGGAGGGCAUUCAGUAUUACAUACGCGAAGCAGGGGCCAAGGGACUGGCAGUUAUUGACUGGGAGGAGUGGAGACCACUGUGGAUCCGUAACUGGGAUGUCAAGAAUGUGUACCGCAACCAGUCAAGGCAGCUGGUGGCCCAGAAGAACCCAGCCUGGCCCACAGUGCGUGUGGCUAAGGUGGCCCAGCAGGAGUUUGAGAUGUCGGCCCGGAAGUUCAUGCUGGAGACCCUGAGGCUGGCCAAGAGCCUGCGGCCCAACCAGCUGUGGGGGUUCUACCUGUUCCCAGACUGCUACAACCACGACUACAGGAACACUCUGGAGAACUACACAGGCCGCUGCCCUGACGUGGAGGUGGCCCGGAAUGAAAUGCUCAAAUGGCUGUGGACUGAGAGCACAGCCCUCUUCCCUUCGGUCUACAUGGGCAUGGUGCUGCGCUCUUCGCCCUCUGGGCGCCAGUUUGUCCGGAACCGGGUGAAGGAGGGGAUGCGUCUGGCGUCAGUGGGAGAUGGGCUGGCACGUCCUGUCUUUGUGUACGCCCGGCCCACCUACGCCAACGUACUGGAGCUGCUGACAGAGGUGAAGGGCUGUUUCUCUGACAGUCACAUAGUACUAACCAGGAGAACUUGUAGACCUUUUGAUCAGUAUGUUUUCCGCUGGGCAGAUAAUCCAUCCUGCAUACUGUAUCAUAUUAUUAUUAUUUAUUAUAAUUAUAUUCUAGCUCAAUUCAGUGACAAAGAAGUCUGGGAGUUGUUUGAAUAAUUUAUGUAAAAAAUAUCUAGGCUAUAAACCUACCCUAAUAAAAUCUUCCAUCAAGAUUUUAAUGAUUGCGGUUCACUUAAUGUUUAGAAGUUUAUUUUUGUAGAAUAAUGCUCCAUAUCAGAGUGCAAUACUCCCUCUUUAAUCUCUGUUUAAUCAAUGGGUGUGUUUUAUAACCACUCUUUUGUGUGUGUGUGUGUGUGCUGGGUUGAUAGACCCUGAUUCACAGAUCGAGCUCUCUCUCUCUACCCAUGAUCAUAACCCUCAGUCCUUAUCGGUGGCUGCAGCCCUUUCCUGAUCUAUCAGCAGAUACGCCAAAUAAUCCCUCUCUUCAAAUCAAAAAUCAAAUCACAUUUUUAUUUGUCACAUGCGCCGAAUACAACAGUGAAAUGCUUACUUACAAGCCCUUAACCAACAAUGCAGUUUUAAGAAAGAAUACCAAAAAAUCACAAAAGAAUACAAAAUCAAAUAAUACGAAAUAAAAGUAACAAAUAAUUAAAGCGCAGCAGUAAAAAUAACAAUAGCGAGGCUAUAUACAGGGGGUACCAGUACUGAGUCAAUGUGCGGGGGCACCGGUUAGUUGAGGUAAUUGAGGUAAUAUGUACAUGUAGGUAGACUUAUUAAAGUGACUAUGCAUAGAUAAUAAACAGAGAGUAGCAGCAGCGUAAAAUAGGGGGAGGGGGGGCAAUGCAAAUAGUCUGGGUAGCCAUUUCAUUAGAUGUUCAGGAGUCUUAUGGCUUGGGGGUAGAAGCUGUUUAGAAGCAUCUUGGACCUAGACUUGGUGCUCCGGUACCGCCUGCCGUGCGGUAGCAGAGAGAACAGUCUAUGACUAGGGUGGCUGGAGUCUUUGACCAUUUUUAGGGCCUUCCUCUGACACCGCCUGGUAUAGAGGUCCUGGAUGGCAGGAAGCUUGGCCCCAGUGAUGUACUGGGCCGUACGCACUACCCUCUGUAGUGCCUUGCGGUCGGAGGCCGAGCAGUUACCAUACCAGGCAGUGAUGCAACCAGUCAGGAUGCUCUCGAUGGUGCAGCUGUAGAACCUUUUGAGGAUCUGAGGACACAUGCCAAAUCUUUUCAGUCUCCUUAGGGAGAAUAGGUUUUGUCGUGCCCGCUUCACGACUGUCUUGGUGUGCUUGGACCAUGAUAGUUUGUUGGUGAUGUGGACACCAAGGACGCUGAACUACAGCCCUGUCGAUGAGAAUGGGGGCAUGCUCGGUCCUCUUCUUUUUCCUAUAGUCCACAAUCAUCUCCUUUGUCUUGAUCAGGGAGAGGUUGUUGUCCUGGCACCACACGGCCAUGUCUCUGACCUCCUCCCUAUAGGCUGUCUCGUCAUUGUCGGUGAUCAGGCCUACCUCAUCUGCAAACUUAAUGAUGGUGUUUGAGUCGUGCCUGGCCAUGCAGUCAUGAGUGAACAGGGAGUACAGGAGGGGACUGAGCACACCCCCCUUUUGUCCAGGUGUGAAAGGGCAGUGUGGAGCGCAAUAGAGAUUGCAUCAUCUGUGGAUCUGUUGGGGCGGUAUGCAAAUUGGAGAUGGUCUAGGGUUUCUGGGAUAAUGGUGUUGAUGUGAGCCAUGACCAGCCUUUCAAAGCACUUCAUGGCUACAGACGUGAGUGCUAUGGGUCGGUAGUCAUUUAGGCAGGUUACCUUAGUGUUCUUGGGCACAGGGACUAUGUUGGUCUGCUUGAAACAUGUUGUUAUUACAUACUCAGACAGGGAGAGGUUGAAAAUGUUAGUGAAGACACUUGCCAGUUGGUCAGCGCAUGCUCGGAGUACACGUCCUGGUAAUCCGUCUGGCCCUGCGGCCUUGUGAAUGUUGACCUGUUUAAAGGUUUUACUCACAUCGGCUACGGAGAGCGUGAUCACACAGUCAUCUGGAACAGCUGAUGCUCUCAUGCAUGUUUCAGUGUUACUUGCCUCGAAGCGAGCAUAGAAGUAAUUUAGCUCGUCUGGUAGGCUCGUGUCACUGGGCAGCUCGCGGCUGUGCUUCCCUUUGUAGUCUGUAAUAGUUUGCAAGCCCUGCCACAUCCGACGAGCGUCGGAGCCGGUGUAGUACGAUUCGAUCUUAGUCCUGUAUUGACGCUUUGCCUGUUUGAUGGUUCAUCGGAGGGCAUAGCGGGAUUUCUUAUAAGCUUCCGGGUUAGAGUCCCGCUCCUUGAAAGCGGCAGCUCUACCCUUUAGCUCAGUGCAGAUGUUGCCUGUAAUCCAUGGCUUCUGGUUGGGGUAUGUACAUAUAGUCACUGUGGGGACGACUUCAUCGAUACACUUAUUGAUGAAGCCAGCGACUGAUGUGGUGUACUCCUCAAUGCCAUCGGAAGAAUCCCGGAACAUAUUCCAGUCUGUGCUAGCAAAACAGUCCUGUAGCUUAGCAUCUGCUUCAUCUGACCACUUUUUUAUUGACCGAGUCACUGGUGCUUCCGGCUUUAGUUUUUGCUUGUAAGCAGGAAUCAGGAGGAUAGAAUUAUGGUCAGAUUUGCCAAAUGGAGGGCGAGGGAGAGCUUUGUACGUGUCUCUGUGUGUGGAGUUAAGGUGGUCUAGAGUUUUUGUCCCUCUGGUUGCACAUUUAACAUGCUGGUAGAAAUGAGGUAAAACGGAUUAAAGUUUCCCUGCGCCGCCUCUGGAUGAGCGUUUUCCUGUUUGCUUAUGGCCGUAUACAGUUCAUUGAGUGCGGUCUUAGUGCCAGCAUCGGUUUGUGGUGGUAAAUAGACAGCUAAGAAGAAUAUAGAUGAAAACUCUCUUGGUAGAUAGUGUGGUCUACAGCUUAUCAUGAGAUACUCUACCUCAGGCGAGCAAAACCUCAAGACUUCCUUAGAUAUCGUGCACCAGCUGUUGUUUACAAAUAUACUGCCACCCCAGAGGCUGCUGUUCUAUCCUGCCGAUACAGUGUAUAACCCGCCAGCUGUAUGUUAUUCAUGUCUUCGUUCAGCCACGACUCAGUGAAACAUAAGAUAUUACUGCUUUUAAUGUCCCGUUGGUAGGACAUUCGUGCCUGUAGUUCGUCCACUUUAUUAUCAAACGAUUGUAAAUUGGCCAAUAGUAUCGAUGGCAAAGGCAGAUUAGCCACUCGUUGCCGGCUCCUUACCAAGCACCCCGAUCUCCUUCCGCGAUAUCUCCUUUUCAUUCUACUGCGAAUGACGGGAUGAGGGCCCUGUCGGGUGUCUGGAGCAAAUCCCUCUGGUCCGACUCAUUAAAUAAAUAUUAUUUGUCCAGCUUAAGGUGAGUAAUCACUGUUCUGAUGUCCAGAAGCUCUUUUCGGUCAUAAGAGACGGUAGCAGCAACAUUAUGUGUAUAUGUGUGAGCGGGAUGGGCGUUGGUCAUGUUACUUGCUAACACCCCAUAGUGCAUUUCCUUACGAGGGCGUGAGCAGAUAAGAGGUGGUCACAUACAAAAAGUCUAUAUGGUCCAGUGGCCUCUCGCCCCCACGCACAACAAUUGAACACUGAACAAUUGUGCAUGGUGUCAUUUUGGUUAUUUUCCAUUGGCUGAUUUGUGCUGACUGUGCACUCUGUGUGCUUUGUGAUAAAUCUUUACGUCUUCUAUGGUCAAGAUUUUUAAUGAUUUCAUCUCUCUGCAGACGGACCUGGUCUCCACAAUUGGGGAAAGUGUGGCUCUUGGGGCUGCAGGCAUCAUCCUCUGGGGAGACCACGCUUAUGCAGGCAGCAAGGCAAGUGUCCAUGCAUUUACAGAAGUCUCAUUAAAGCACAACGAAUCACGUGAUCACUGAAUGACCAACUCACAGGACCUCACUGCACGUCACAGUGUCAUAGUCAGUCACGUCACAACCAUUCAUUCACUUGAUUAUCAGCUGAUUAUCAGUUGUGUUUUUGUAGCAGCCCCUCUUCAUGUCCCAUUUGUUAUUAUGAUUUGAAAGUGUUUGUAGUGGAUCUUAAGUUUAAUUUAAAUUGGGGAGACGCAGGAAUGACAUUGAUGUAAAUCUACCUUUAAAGAGCAACUGCCCCAAAAAAACUACUUCUCAUUUAGGAAACAGCCUAUGUGGCAUUGAUAUGAGUCAGAAUUUUUUUUGAUUACAAAGGGUAAAUAGGAUAUCUUUGGUCAUAAUGUCGGUCUUCAAAAACAGCUUUGUCAGACUUGUAGUCAUGACUGCAUCACAACGUAAAUGAAGGUUGGGUUUGUUUCAAUCCUGCCCACAGCUGGCAGCACAUAAGUAAUCAUCAAUUCGGAGUGCAGCUGCAUGCGACCCGAUCGUAAAGGCUGUGGUAAAUUUGGGUUGACUUUGGAUAUCCCUAUGGGGCUAGUUAGGGACCAUCAGUAAAUUACACAAUUUACAUGGGACAAUAUGUAAAAAUUCAAUAACUUUAGAACUUUAAAACAACUAUAAUUUGUAGAAAUUCAUUUACAAAUAUUGAAAGCAUUUAAUGAGAACUAAAAGGUGUGCAACAUGAAAAUAUUGUCUCAUUAACAUGUGUAAUUUAUUGACAGUCCCUAAUUAGCUCCGGAGAUAGGCUAUCCAAAGUCAAACCAACUUUGCCAUGGUUGCACACCAGCUGGCUGAAUCUAAUUGGCUAAAUAAUUGGGCUAACUCUUCCCACCUGUGAACACGCACAAGAGACACCCACAUCAAACCACACCCCGAAACCAACUCACAUUUGAAUUCAGUAAUUUCUUAAUUAACCAAACCUAAAACGAGGCCAAAACAGGAAGUUCAGCCACCCUUUAAACUCUGUGUGUGUCUCUCCAGGCCAGCUGCUCUAGUCUGAAUGAGUACCUGCGGGGUCCGCUGGGCAGGUACCUGCUUAACGUCUCCACGGCAGCAGAGCUGUGCAGCCAGGCGCUGUGCGGUUCCCAAGGACGCUGCCUGCGUAGACACCCUGACACUGACGCCUACCUGCACCUCAGCACCCGUACCCACAGCAUAGAGCCCAUGGUAAAUGGUAAACUCAAGGUUCAAGGUCAGCUUGGGGAAGAUGACAUAUUGGGCUUUCAGAGAGAGUUCCAGUGCCAGUGCUAUAGCAGCUACCAGGGAGAGGGCUGUGGCCAGAGAGACCCCCAACAACAAAGAGGCAUUGCAGCUCCAAUCAUGGCGUCAUGGGUGCACUGUCUGCUCCUGCUACUCAUCACACUCCUGCUCUGA
Coregonus sp. 'balchen' is the source of this 6205-nucleotide messenger RNA. Lineage: Eukaryota; Metazoa; Chordata; Actinopteri; Salmoniformes; Salmonidae. The record is from the annotation of a GenBank genome assembly.